Molecule: messenger RNA, 2565 nt
Organism: Clonostachys solani
Lineage: Eukaryota; Fungi; Ascomycota; Sordariomycetes; Hypocreales; Bionectriaceae
Source: the annotation of a GenBank genome assembly
AUGCCUUCGACCGAACAGCCCAUAACCAGUGUCGAUGCGCACAAGGGUGCUCAUCUCCUGUACCCACAGCCGGGAGAUGGGAAACUCAUUCCGCUGGUCAUCCAGAGCUUCAAGCAGCCUUCCCCACUGCCCGAGAAUGUGCCAUGGACUCGGCUGCGGGAGCCUUUGUCCAAGGUCGGCACUAUGGAGGCCAUUUGGUAUUGGGUUUUGACUCCGAUACUCGUCAAGGGCAGCGAGAGGGUGGAUUAUUCGCCUAGAUCCUUCUUCUUCUUGAUCCUGAGACUUCUCGUGGCAGCUCCUCUAUGCGCUUUUAUGGUUUGUAGUCCUAGACCCAGUAUAACUUCAAGUGUUGGUAAUGAACAGAUUGAGGCACAAUGCCAAUACCCCAAGCUGCCAACAUCGCUGCCGCCCCCAUCAUCAUCAUCCUCAUCAUCGUCAGAGGCCCACGAGGCACCACCUUUAUCAAGUAAUCCCUCCUCAACUAACAUCCAACUUGGGAGUCAACUAGCAUCACCCGGGCUAGACCAGGCAAUUCUCAGCAAUGUAUCGUCAUCUUCCUCCCGAUUUCAGUCAAGGGGGCUGUCCUUGGGGCCGAGGUACUUAUGCUUCAUCACCGAUCCAGAAAAGAGGCAGUACAGCACGAUGAAGGUAUCCGAUUAUAGUCAGCAACAUGGCAAUCAGGCAGAUACAGAGUUUGUCUUUGUAUCUUACACCCGCCUGCAGUUUCGGGUUGUCACAGAUGCCGAGAUUGAUGAGUGGAAGGAGUAUCCCAACGAGGAGACGAGAGAAGCAAACAGGACGUUGGCUCACCGAGAUCGCGAAACACUUAUCCAAUGGGGCAUCGACGCCGCCUUGGCUGCUGGCAAACGCGCCUUUUGGCUUGAUUUCGAAUGUGUGCGCGACUCGGAUGGCGUUGCAGAAGCCAGCAGCAAGAGCGAGGAUGUCUAUCGGAUCUGCGACAUUGUCCGGGCCGCGCACUCGAUGAUUAUUGCUAUUGGUCCUCCAGCAGACGAGAAAGUCGCGCGCAUUCUCAAUGGCGAUGGAAACGCUCCCUCGGGCAGCGCCGAGCAUGCCACCAGAUGGCUGCGUCAAUGGGGCUCACGAUUAUGGACAUUGCCUGAACUCCUCCUCUGCCCGAACGAAUACCGCAUCAAGCUUUAUGUGGCCGGCGAUAUGAAUGAGCCCAAAUCUCUAGCGAAGCGGAACUUUGCGGAGAGAGCUUGGGAUGACGCCGAGUCUGUUAAGGAGCUGGUGAAUCACUAUGAGGGCUCGGCUAUUCUCCCCCCGACGCAGCUCAUUAGCAUUGCUCUGGAGUGCUUCGCUCGGCGGAAGACAGAUCAGUUCAGCCAGGGCGACAUCGCGUACGCCGUCAUGGGGCUCUUCCCAGACAGCCAGAGACCGAUGGUGGAUCAGAACGACUCCGGAUUUCGAGCCUUUGCCCGUCUCGCCCUCGCCGUGGAAGGCAGCAGUCUGCUUAGUCGUUUAUUGUGCGUCGCACCCGCAAAACCAGGAGCCCAGUGGUCAGAUAUCACAGACUACUGGGGUGUGAAACUGAAAGACUUCCGUCCUCGCUGUGAUACGGUCGACGUUGCUGGGUCGAACGCCGUUGAGGUUCAAAACAUCCACGCUACACCUAUCUUCUGGGAUAAGAUCGAAAGAGCUACCUUGCAUGAAAGGCUGCCUGUUUUUCCAGAGAUUUUAUUUGCCAUUUUACUCUUUUUCCCGCUGUGCGCAUGGUAUCGGAUCGUCUACUUGGUCGUAUCUGCCUUUGGAAGCAUCCAAACACUCCAAGGUGCUGUUCCCCGAUUCCUUGUUUCGUUAUUUUUCGCGCAAGCCAUUUUCUCACCAGUGACCUUGCCUGCUUUCUUGCUUUAUGAAUGGAAGACUAGACGCAAAGAGUUGAGAAGCGCCCGCUUGGUUGGGAUGGAAGGUGUUCUGGAUUGCGCAACCGCUGAGCGACACAUCUACGGCUAUCACUGUGGAAGACUCACAGAGAUUCCAUCAACGACGGCCCCCAACUCUGCCGUUUAUGAGUCUGGGCCUACGAAGUCCCCAUCCAAGUUCACCUUUACGUUGAUAGAUACGUGUGCGCAAACUCUCAGGGUGAUAAACUGCGCCGCUCCUCCCAUUGCGAUGAUGCUCUGUGGCGAAGAUGCUGCCGGACACCGGGCCAUUCUCUGCUCCUACAACCACGAGACUGGUGUCUAUCAUCGCGAGGAGACGCUGCGGGUGGAGGAGUGCGUCCGCCAGCAAAUGAAGUUGGCCAGAUCGGUGAACCUUUCUCUUGAGUCAUUCCCCUUGAAAGUCACCGAGGCCCCUCAUGAUGAAGAUGCAAUCAACUCAAGCAUGGAUGGCCAGGCCUCGACAAAGAGCAGAGAGUGGAAACCGGAGCUGGUAUUUUACAUAAUGCAAUGUAUUGUUGGGACUCAAUACGCAAACCUACAGCUUUCUGGAGUUGCUGACGGGACCCCUUUUGUCUUAUUCUUCUUCGGCUUCGUUCUCGCUCAGCCAAUUGCGUUUUUCCUCCUCCAUAAGCGCCUCUUAUCCAGGGCCGUUGCCCCCGUG